ACGCUUCAAGCUGGCUCCCGCUGACGUCACACAGCGGGCGUCACGUGACAAGCAGCCAUGAGUCGUCUGAUGAGCGCCAGCACGGUGGACUCGGUGAGCGAGUCCUCAGUGCCCACAGAGAAGAGCCCGAGCAGCCUGGGCAUUGUACAGUUUGGCUUCCACGCCAAGACGUCUUACGACGCUGAUGAAGCCCUUCUACAAACCAGGAGUGAAAAUUUCAAAGUGAAACCAGGAGAGAAAGACAGAGACAUUUGGAAACGUCCCCCACCAGACUUCAGGUAUGUGGUCUAUGAUCCCAAACCUCCCAAGAGGAACACAGUGGAUUCCAUGCGACCGUGGGAUUUUGGGACCAUCCCAGGGCAAAGGAACGUGAUCAAACGAAACCGAGAUGACGGAAGACUGCCUCGUAUUUUCGACGAGAAGGAGAGAGAGCCGGAGAUCAUCACCCGUUUCCACAUCGAUCGACCAUUCACAGCCAAGAAGAAAUUCGUCACCCAAGGGAUGUAUUCGGCUGGCCCAUACGAUAAUCCUAAGCCACACGACUACAGACAGUCCAUGGACUACCUAAUGAGCCGCCUGAGAGGGACAUGGUCCCAGGCCGUCAGAUGGCACCUCCUAUGUCCGCCAAGAAACCAUGGGAAGCAAGACUCAUCCUGGAAAAGACCAAAUGGCCACAGAAGAAUGAAGCUUAUACUCGUUACCGUCGCCGUCACCGGCAGCCGUACAGCGCCUUCAUGGAACGUGUUGAGGAAGACCUACAAAGCCGUUGGUACCGGGAGCAGCUGGAAGAGGCGAUACAGUCUAGUGGAUGACCACUUUAUGCAUUUUAGGAUUUUUAUAUAUAGAGUUGGAGAUUAUGGGGCUAUGUCUCUGCUUUUGUGAGCUUAGGUGGAAUAUUAUAUUGAGGGAUUAUGGUUUCUGUUUAAACGAGGAAUGCACAAACAGUUGUGGAGGCGCACUCAGUCGUCGUAAUCAGAGAGAGAUAGUUGCCUCUUUGAAAAUUUUAUUGACAAAUUGUAGUAUCAGAGCUCGCUUAUUUGCUUGGUUAAAUCCUUACGCCCACCUUAUUACCGACCGUUUGGUGAGUGAUUGUGUUAGUUGUCUGUGUAUCCUUGGUACAAGUCUUGCAUUGCAUGCCCUCAAGGAAGGUUAGCCACGUCCAGCUUAGAGGCAAUAAGACAUUUUGUGAGACAACAGCACACGAGGAUACAGGGUGAUGGAAUGCUUGGUUGCUAUCCUUUACUUACGAAGAAAUUUUGUCGAAAAAGAAUUGCGGUUGAGUGUGGUGCAAGAAUGCGUUAUUAUAAGUAUACCCGAGUUCGGAAACUCUAGACUUAAGAAAUGUAAUCUGAAGAUAGAUAUUACUGCAUACUUUUAUGAAUUAGCACGUUCUAACAUAGUCGCCAUUGUGUAUAUAUUGGGAGUGAAUGAUGAAUGCGCUUCUGGUUACUUGUUUGGCUCGAGUCUGUGCGGGAAUUGAAUAUAGCGAAUGAGGUAAACGCGAGCCAUGAGAGACUUUUUGACCCCAUCAUGUGACAGUAGAGUGAUAUGUUUUAAUUUUUUUUUAAAAUAGAAUUAUGUAAUUUUUUUGGUAGAACAUUCUUGACGGAAUACACAGUGACAGUAUUACCUAUUCUUUUCCAAUGACGGAAAGAAAUGUGCCAAAUAAAACGUAUGAUUUUCAAUGUACAACUAAAAAUAAUAAGGGUAACCCGCGAUAUUUGGUACAAAGCUAUUUUUUAUAAUGUUUUAUUUUUAUUCAAGUAUCUGUGAUGCUUUAGUAUGAUCUUAAUGUAUGCUUACUGAUAAUAACACGACGGUUAGGUUUAUAUACGACAAGGAUCUCAAAUUACAUUAAAUAAACAUAAUUUCAAAAGUC
Aplysia californica (California sea hare) is the source of this 1879-nucleotide messenger RNA. RefSeq lists its product as uncharacterized. The record is from RefSeq and is a predicted model, not a curated record. NCBI's taxonomy places the organism in Eukaryota, Metazoa, Mollusca, Gastropoda, Aplysiida, Aplysiidae.